UGCCAGAAACUCAGUACCAGUGAGUGAACGUCUGCCUGUGGCAGCUGAUUUGUUCGGAAACCCAACAAACACCAACAAAUACGCUGAUGUACUAGAGCUCAGAAAGCAACGGACAUCCAAACAUGGAGAGAGAAACCCACAACAGGAAGAGAAGGAGAAGGGAGAGGUCUUGUGUGUGGGUGUGGAAGCAUGUGAAAACUUUGUGUUUGCUGUAAACACAGAUAACAUUAGCAUGCACUGAGAGAGAGAGAGAGAGAGAGAGAGAGAGAGAGAGAAAAUGUUUAUAAGGAUAAAGGGAAGAAAAGAGAAAGAAGUCCACACAGCCCAGGAGAUGGCAGUAGAGAGGAAGAAUGAGAGAGAAAGAGAGAGGGAGAGGUUGCUCAGUUUCUGCCCCGCCUCCCUGUAAAAGGCAGGAACACUCCAAGCCAGGGACAGAAAGACUGAAAGAGAGAGAAGGUGACACAGAGAGAGCGAGAGAGAAAGAAAGAGAGAAAGAGAGAGAGCAUCCGGGAGCAGCACAGGAAAGAAUGAGGCUAUAAGAACAGCCCUACACUCCUUCACUGCCCCCUCUCCAUUCAUCCAUUGCUAGACUUGUUCUUUUCUUUCCUUGUCAUUGCUCUCCAGCCUUCAGAGGCUCGUCAGGAUUCAGAGGAUGCCUGCAAGGGCAUCUGACCAUCGGCAAGACUCAGAUCAUCUGACCAGGAAAAUCCUUUGGAUAUUAUCUAAUCUGAUGCUGAGACUGAAAGAAUCACGCUCUCACGAGUCAUUGCUCAGUCCCAGUAGUGCAGUGGAAACUUUGGACCUCAGCAUGGAGGAGGAGGUCCUCAUAAAACCCGUACACAGCUCCAUCCUGGGUCAGGAUUUCUGCUUUGAGGUGAGCACCUCGACAGGAAGCAAAUGUUUCUCAUGUCGCUCGGCUGCAGAGAGGGACAAAUGGAUGGAGAACCUCAGAAGAGCUGUUCACCCAAACAAGGACAACAGUCGUCGGGUAGAAAACUCCCUUCGGCUGUGGGUGAUCGAAGCCAAAGAUCUUCCUGCCAAGAAGAAGUACUUCUGCGAGCUGUGUUUGGAUGAUGCCCUUUAUGCCCGCACGUCCUGCAAGUUGAAAGCAGACAAUAUUUUCUGGGGAGAGCACUUUGAGUUCACCAAUCUGCCUCCUGUCCAAAACAUCACUGUCCACCUCUAUAGGGAUUCCGACAAAAAGAAGAAAAAAGACAAGAACAACUAUGUAGGGCUUGUGAACAUCCCAGUAGAAAGUGUGACCAGUAGGCAACUUGUCGAGAAGUGGCACCCAGUUAGCACACCAAACCCAGGGAAGGGGAAGACUGCGGGACCUAUGAUCCGGAUAAAGGCCCGAUACCAAAGUAUGAAUAUCCUACCGAUGGAGAUGUAUAAGGAAUUUGCUGAAUACACUACCAACAACUACAUGCUGCUGUGCUCUGUGCUGGAACCAGUUAUCAGUGUCAAGAACAAGGAAGAGAUGGCGUGCGCCCUGGUACACAUCCUGCAAAGCACUGGGAAAGCCAAGGACUUCCUGACAGACCUGAUGAUGUCCGAGGUGGACAGAUGUGGCGAGAACGAGCACUUGAUCUUUCGCGAGAACACGCUGGGCACCAAAGCCAUCGAGGAGUACCUCAAACUUGUGGGCCAGAAAUAUCUUCAGGAUGCACUGGGGGAGUUUAUAAAAGCUUUGUAUGAGUCAGAUGAAAAUUGCGAAGUGGACCAGUCCAAAUGUUCAGGCGGCGAUCUUGCUGAACACCAAAGCAACCUGAAGAUGUGCUGUGAGCUUGCCUUCUGCAAAAUCAUCAACUCCUACUGUGUUUUUCCACGAGAACUAAAAGAAGUGUUUGCCUCCUGGAGGCAGGAAUGCAGUAACCGUGGGCGUCCGGACAUCAGCGAGCGUCUAAUCAGUGCUUCAUUGUUUUUGCGUUUCCUGUGUCCGGCCAUCAUGUCCCCGUCCCUGUUUAACCUAACACAAGAAUAUCCAGAUGAACGCACGGCUCGAACACUCACACUCAUCGCUAAGGUCACGCAGAACCUCGCCAACUUCACCAAGUUCGGGAAUAAGGAGGAGUACAUGUCCUUCAUGAACCAGUUUUUGGAGCAUGAGUGGACCAACAUGCAGCGCUUUCUGCUUGAGAUCUCCAACCCCGAGACGAUCUCCAACACGGCCGGCUUUGAAGGCUACAUCGAUCUUGGCCGUGAACUCUCCACGCUGCACUCUUUACUAGCCGAGGUCGUGUCUCAAAUGGAUCAGGCUGCCACCUCCAAACUAGGUCCGUUACCCAGAAUCCUCCGAGAUGUUCACACAGCAUUGACUAAUCCAUCGAGUGUUCAGGUGGCUGCACCUUCUGAUAGUGCUCCGUCCCCUCCACCCACUGGGUGCAGCGUCUCUUCUAGCCUGCAGAAAAUGACCAUGGACAGUGACCUAUCAGGCCUUGUUGACUUCACCCGUCUCCCCUCACCAACUCCAGAAAACAAGGAUCUCUUUUUCGUGACACGUUCCUCAGGUCUUCAUGGUUCACCAGCCCGCAGCUCCAGCUACUCGGAGGCCAAUGAGCCUGAACUUGGCUUGUCCAAUGGAGCUAAAAGCCUGUCCAUGGUGGACCUACAGGAGGCCACCAGGACCUUGGAACUUAUCCCGGUCACAACAGAAGGUACUGUUGAGAAGCACAUGGUGGCUUGGAACACCCGGACACCACAGUGCAACCCAUCUGGAGGGCCCACACUCCAGAAGGUGGGGCAGAAGUCAACAAGUAUAGAAAGAGAGGUAGUGCCAGGCAGGCCGGUUCAGCUCCUUGCCCCGCUGUCCUUCCAAAACCCUGUGUACCAGAUGGCAGCAGGAUUGCCUUUGUCUCCAAGAGUGCCAACUGGUGGCGACUCUGGCUCAGAAUGUCACAGCUCUCUUAGCUCACACAGCAACAAUGAGGAGGCUGGGUGUGGGAAACUUAGCUUUCUGAACCAUGGGGGUGGGGUUGGGGACGAGUUGGCCAGACGCUCAGGGGAGUUUUCAAGAAGGCAGCUCUCGCUUACAGAAGCACAGCAUGGAGGAUGCCAAUCUGCAGUGCCACGGCAAAACAGCGCCGGGCCCCAACGUCGAAUUGACCAGCCACCACCACCUACGCAAGCUGCUCCCCCCCGUGGACGGACUACACCCAGCAUGUUGGGCUCUGCUCCUUACCCACGGCCCUCGAGUGGCAGCGCUGUUUCUUCGUCACCUGAUUGGCCAGGGAGUGGUGCCAGACUUCGUCAGCAGAGUUCGUCUUCCAAAGGAGACAGCCCUGAGGUGAAGCAACGCUCACAGCACAAGGCACCUUCCCCAGUGAUCCCCAGUGCAUUGGAUCGUACGGCUGCGUGGUUAAUGAAUGUGCCGUACUUAGAGCAGGACACGGAGACAGAUCCACGCAGGGAGGAUCAGAUACUCAAUGAGAAGUAUCAGGCAGAAAUAUCCUUGCUGCAGGAUCAGUUGCGUGUCUGUGUGCAGCAGCUGGAGCAGUGUGAGGCUCGGCUGCACUGUCAGGACGAUCAGGCUCAGCAGCUGCUGCUGCAGUACCAGAACCGUCUGGAGGAAGCUGAGCAGAGACUGCACCGCCAGCAGGAAGACAAAGAAUUGCAGAUGAAGAGCAUCAUUAGUAGGACAGUUCAUCCACGGCACGCUGACAGAGUUUUUGGCAGACUUCAGCACGGUGUUCCUUCUGCUCUGGGGUCAGAUGUCUGGGGACGAACAUGGCAGCAACACAGCGCAUGUUCAUAUAGCAUGUUAAUGUCUGUUGAAGAUGAGCUAAAAAAGGAUCACGCUGACAUGCAGGCCAUGGUCGACUCCAAGCAGAAAAUCAUAGACGCACAGGAAAAACGGAUAUUGUCUCUGGACGCGGCGAACGCGAGGCUCAUGGGCGCUCUGUCUCAGCUGAAAGAGCGCUACAGCAUGCAGACGCGCAACGGCAUCUCGCCCACCAACCCCACCAAGCUACAGAUUACUGAGAACGGAGAGUUUCGCAACACAUCCAACUGCUGAAGCCAAAAUAGACAAACAUUCAUGUCUUAAUCCGGACUGAGAGAACGGACGGGGACAGGAGACCCAUCCUUGAAGUCACUGGAAGAGAAAUUGAAAUUUCUCUUUUUUUGAAGGACUGUCUCCUGAACCCAUGCAAGUUCUUUUGGAAGAAAGAUGAACCGUUUCGUUCUUUGGGGAACGAAGACACGAGUGAAACCUCAGAAUUGUUGCUGUGACCGAGCAGUAGUGUCUGCUACUUUAGCUUAGGACAAACCACUAGACGUACAUAAAAUCUCUCUCAGUAAAAAUAUCUACAUGAAAAAAACUAAACAAAACGGACAUACUGGUACAGGUACAUUGCUUUAUUAAUAUGGAAGCUUCAAGCUGUUGAAGCUGGAGUGCGAAAUGCCGAAAACAUCCCGUCGGAAGAGGUCAUUCUUUGAAGCGUUCUGUAUUACAGAAAUACCAAGCUUCUUCAGGACAUCAAGUGCUGCUUUGCACUCUUUCAUCUACACGGCCUGGACUCUCUCAGAACACUCCACUUUUCCCAUACAUAGUGCACUUUGUGAGCUAUUGACAUGAUAAGCCUUAAAAAAGAGAAAUGAACUGCAGCUCCUUUAUUCCUUGAUCUGUGUCUGUAUGGUAAAGAGUCAGAAGUAUUAUUUAUUUUUUAAACCAAUUCCUGGCCAAAAAACAGUUACUUAUAUAUAAUAUAUAUUAUAUAGUAUGUACUCUGCACACAGGUCCUACGUGCGCACAGCACUUCUGUGAUUAAAAAAGGAAUUGUGGAGUAGUUUAAUACCAAUGAUAUGUCAUAAUAUUAAUAAUCUUAAUCAAAUUGAAUCGAUCAUCACGGUAAGCAGAUCACCUUCUAAAGUUUCAAUAGCACUUUACACUUUAUCCUGCUAGCUACGCCUUUUCCUGGCUCGAUUUCUUUUUCUACUCUGCAGUUUUUUUUUUUGCCUCCAUACACAGUAUAUAGUUUUCACUUUAUUCAGUCGAUACAUCCAGACUUUAUUAAUGACUCCAGACGCCAUGGGUGCAGUCAGUUCCUGGUCAUAUACAUUAUUUAUUAGCGUCUAUGCUUAAAAUGGGGUCCAUUGACUCAUGAUGAUUUAAUUAGAUUUUUAUUUUUUACAAUUUUUUAUUUACUUUUGCCAUGAAAGUAUCAGUUAAAAUGCUAACGAGCAGUAUGAUCUUGGCAGCACCACCAGAACAGUUUGGUCCUCACUUCUGUGCCUUCUUUUUUUGAAGGCAGUGGUGUUUUUUUUUUUUGCUCAUUUGUUGCGCCAGGUAUAGUCCAAAAUCCCUCGGCGUAUAAGGCUUUUUUUUUUUUUUGGUUCAUAACUGGUUAUGGAGCCACACGCAGUUAUGACACGCACUGUGGUGAAAUGUGUUGCUGAAACUUUAAUUCAGCUGUUUCUCCCCUACCCCACCCCCACCACUACAAAAACAUGGGAGACAAAUGUACCUGUCUUUAUUCGACUGCAAAUAAUCUAGCGAUGCAUCAGGCCUGGGUUUUGGGGACCCCAAAACCUCAGAAAUGAAAAUGGUAUCGCUAUUUAAAAAGAAAAGGUCUGUCUGCUGUAGCAAGACAACAGCUGUGUCCUGUAAAUAUUCUAUAAAAUCAAAUAUAUAUAUAAAAAAAUAUAUAGAUAUCUAUAAACUUCACCAUGUGUUCUGCUGAUAGGACUUAGAGAAUCCAUUUCCUAUAAUGUUACUGCUGUUUAAAUGCCAUGUGUCUUUUUAUUUUUAAGAUCCUGUCGUGAAUGCAGUCGUCCCGCUGAUUUAUUAAUACGCGUUGUGGUCAUGUUGCAAAAGAUCAGUUUAUAUCCAGAGAGUUUACAGAAUACAGAAGCACAAAAACCUACCAUUUUAUUCUGCCCUGUUAAACCCAUUAAGCCUAUGCACUUUUUUUUUUUUCUCAAAAAGAUAUUUCGUCCUCCUUGAGAGGGAAAGUAUAAGAUCAAUUAGUGUUAAAAAUGGAUAAACAAGCAGCAGUAGCCCAAUAGAUUUGGUGGUUCUACUAGAUGAAAGGUCAUAAGUUCAAAUCCUACAGUUGGAUUCGAGCUGCUGUUUGGUGCUUGGACCCCUAAAUGCUGACAAACUUGCUAAAAGGUCACUUUGGUAAAGUGUUCUCUAAAGCUGAUCUGGUUUAAGAAAUUAGAGGAGGAGGAGAAGUCUGAAUUGUGUAGCAAAUCAAAAAGUGUGAGGUAAAAAUGUAUACAAAAUCACACUGUGAUGAUCUACUUUAGAUUCAUUACUAUGUAGACAAAAUCAAGGUGCUCUUUGCCCUGAAAUGGAAGCACUUUCUGGAUUUAUUUGUAACCAAAUUGAUAUCUGUGGUGCUUUAUUUCGUUAAAUUGUCAUUUGUAGCCACUAGCAUACAAAUAAACAUGUGCUGCAGUUGCAUUUAAAGCACUAUUUAAUCGCCAAGCUGUAGCCACGCUUAAAGCCCAUUUUUUCCGUCGCUUACAUCCAACUGAACUGUAGGCCUUGCCAAAUGACAAUCUAUUCAAAAUAUCUCCGUUUGCUAAGUGGUAAAGUCAUUGUGUUGAUUCUUAUCAAAUCGUGCCGCAUACAAAAAGCAUUCACAAAACCGAAAGAUUCGGGUUCCUCUACUUGUUUAGCUCUAUCUCGUCCGAUAUCUCAGUGACACGCACCUGUUCUCAGCAGUCGAUGUGGUAUAUAAGCUUCGUCAAAAGACAUAUGGAUCUCUAUACGAAUGAGACUAUGUUAUAUAAUCCUUGUAGAGAAAUCUUUUGUAAGUAUGUUUUAAAGUAUUGGCUUCUUUCGAAGGACGACCGAGAACAAUAAUGUACAGAGAGAUAUGUCCAUGUUAAGAACUAUGAAUAUGUGGCUGUGCAAUUGAAUGUACAUUGGCAACUAGGAUGAUUAAAAGUUUUAUUUAGAUAUUUUA
Silurus meridionalis is the source of this 6914-nucleotide messenger RNA. It is a transcript of the gene dab2ipb, whose product is annotated as DAB2 interacting protein b. The record is from RefSeq and is a predicted model, not a curated record. The coding region runs from base 653 to 4015 and encodes 1120 amino acids. Lineage: Eukaryota; Metazoa; Chordata; Actinopteri; Siluriformes; Siluridae. Gene Ontology annotation, biological process: regulation of GTPase activity. The transcript is spliced from 16 exons.